Molecule: messenger RNA, 629 nt
Organism: Musca vetustissima
Lineage: Eukaryota; Metazoa; Arthropoda; Insecta; Diptera; Muscidae
Gene: jagn
Product: protein jagunal
Exons: 3
Coding region: 29-622 (197 amino acids)
Biological process (GO): vesicle-mediated transport; endoplasmic reticulum organization
Cellular component (GO): endoplasmic reticulum membrane
Source: RefSeq, a predicted model, not a curated record
AGACGAAAAGCAACAGACAGCAGUAAAAAUGGCAACUCGAGGUGUUGGGCCAGUUGUAGCUGGGACGGAUGGCACUGAUUUCGAAUAUAGACAACGAGUAGCUGCACCGCAUCAAAUUAGCUUAUUAAACAAAUCCCGACUGAAAUAUUGCAUUUUCUUUCAUGCCCUGCUAUUUUUUGUAAUGUUGGCUAAGCUAACAUCAGACAUUUUGGAUCGUUUGGAUAUCUUUGUGCUCGAAAUUGAGGAAUUGGAAGUGCCAGCACCAUUAUGGUGGGAAUACAUUUGGUUGGCCUCCCUGCUGACAUCAUUUAUCGGUCUGUCGGCGGCACGUGGCAAUAAAAUUCGCGAUAUGCAAAAAUAUAUGAUAACCUUGGGCUUGUUUGGUGUACUACCAUUGCUGUACUGUUUCGUUUAUUAUUUCGGUGAUGUUUUGGAAUAUUUGAGUCUGGAGGAUAAAUCGGAUUUAGAUGGUACCGACAUAUUUCUGUGGAGGGGUUUACCCUAUGGCCUCUUGUGGUAUGCUUUCUGUUUUGUUGGUUUCCAAAUACACGGUUUCACUUUAUAUUUCUCGUAUAAUUUAAUCAAAGCCUGGAAGGCACGUUCUGCCCGUAAAUAUCAAUAAAUAUGUU